Molecule: messenger RNA, 825 nt
Organism: Necator americanus (New World hookworm)
Lineage: Eukaryota; Metazoa; Nematoda; Chromadorea; Rhabditida; Ancylostomatidae
Exons: 9
Coding region: 1-825 (274 amino acids)
Biological process (GO): vesicle-mediated transport
Molecular function (GO): GTP binding; GTPase activity
Source: RefSeq, a predicted model, not a curated record
AUGUCGACCGACUUCGGGAAUCCUUUGAAGAAGUUCAAAUUAGUUUUUCUAGGAGAGCAAAGUGUUGGCAAAACUUCACUAAUUACUCGAUUCAUGUACGAUUCGUUUGACAACACCUAUCAAGCAACCAUUGGGAUUGAUUUCUUGAGCAAAACAAUGUAUUUAGAAGACAGGACGGUCCGUCUUCAGCUCUGGGACACCGCUGGUCAGGAACGGUUUCGAUCGCUUAUUCCUUCCUAUAUACGUGAUUCAACAGUUGCUGUAGUAGUUUACGACAUCACUAAUGCGAAUUCGUUCCAUCAGACUUCAAAAUGGAUUGAUGAUGUACGUACCGAAAGAGGAAGUGAUGUGAUAAUUAUGCUUGUUGGAAAUAAAACCGACCUCGGAGACAAAAGGCAAGUCUCUACUGAGGAAGGUCAGCGCAAAGCCAACGAGCUGAAUGUAAUGUUCAUUGAAACAUCUGCAAAAGCGGGAUAUAAUGUGAAACAGCUUUUUCGUCGCAUUGCCGGCGCAUUACCUGGAAUCAUAAAAGACGACGAUCGCAACGACAACACUACUAUUGUGAAUAUGGAUCCCAUAAAACAGCGUCAGAUCGUCACAGAUGAAGGGGCUGAAAAGAUGAUGGUCAUAUAUCUAGUCCACUCUAUUGUUUUGGCCAGAAAUUUUAUUCUUUGUCGGCGAUUUUGGAAGCGAGCAUCACUACCCAUUGAAUGCUGUGUAGAUGGUCGUUUCUUCUAUCUACAUUGUGAUCAGAGCAACGUCUCAGGAUUGCUCUUCAUUUUUGAGGAAAAGAGCCAGGAAGAUCCGAACAUUCUGACAUUGUGA